GCCAGAGAGGAGCCAGGGGGUGACAGGCGGCCAUGCAGAGGGAUGAGUUCCAUCCCUUCAUCGAGGCCCUCCUUCCUCACGUCCGGGCCUUCGCCUACACCUGGUUCAACCUGCAGGCCCGGAAGCGCAAGUACUUCAAGAAGCACGAGAAGCGGAUGACCAAGGACGAGGAGCGGGCCGUGAAGGACGAGCUGCUGAACGAGAAGCCCGAGGUGAAGCAGAAGUGGGCCUCCCGCUUGCUGGCCAAGCUCCGGAAGGACAUCCGGCCCGAGUUCCGCGAAGACUUUGUCCUCUCGAUUACGGGCAAGAAGCCCUCGUGCUGCGUCCUCUCCAACCCCGACCAGAAGGGGAAGAUGCGCCGGAUCGACUGCCUGCGACAGGCCGACAAAGUGUGGCGCCUGGACCUCGUCAUGGUCAUCCUUUUCAAGGGCAUCCCCCUGGAGAGCACCGACGGGGAGCGCCUCGUCAAGGCCGCCCAGUGCACCAACCCCAUCCUCUGUGUCCAGCCCCACCACAUCAGCGUCUCCGUCAAAGAGCUCGAUCUCUACCUGGCGUAUUUCGUUCGCGAGAGAGAUUCAGAUCAGAGCAGCAGCCCAAGGACGGGAAUCGGUUCAGACCAAGAGGACAGCAAACCCAUCAUCACAUUGGAUGCGACAGAUUUCCAAGAAAAUUUUGUCACGUCAGGCGUCUUCAGUGUCACGGAGCUUAUCCAAGUCUCCCGAACGCCAGUGGUGACGGGGACGGGGCCAAAUUUCUCCUUGGGGGAGUUGCAAGGACACCUGGCUUAUGACCUCAAUCCCUCCAGCACAGGGAUGAGACGGACACUUCCGAGCACCUCCUCCAGUGGGAGUAAACGGCACAAGUCGGGUUCCAUGGAGGAUGACCUGGACACGAGUCCAGGUGGUGAAUAUUACACUUCUCCCAGCUCACCCACAAGUAGCAGCCGCAACUGGACAGAAGACAUGGAAGGGGGCAUCUCCCCGACUAUCAAAAAGGACAUGGACAAGUCUCCUUUCAACAGCCCGUCACCGCAGGAUUCAUCGCCUCGGCUGACCAGCUUCACUCAGCAUCAUCGGCCGGUCAUUGCCGUUCACAGUGGUAUCGCCCGAAGCCCCCACCCUUCCUCCGCUCUGCACUUCCCCACCACCUCGAUCCUGCCCCAGACGGCCUCCACCUACUUCCCCCACACAGCCAUAAGGUACCCGCCUCAUCUGAACCCGCAGGAUCCUCUGAAAGACCUCGUCUCGUUGGCCUGUGACCCGUCCAAUCAACAGCCGGGACCGUUAAAUGGAAGUGGCCAAGUGAAGGUACCCGGGCACUACCUUCCCACACAGAUGUUGGCGCCACCGCCCCCCGGUAUGCCGCGCCUGGCAAUCUCACCUGAUACCAAAUCCACCACGACAACAUCCGAGGGAGGGACCUCUUCGCCGACAUCACCCAGAGUUCGGCAGCUAGCAGAAACACGAAUCCCUUCUCCUUUGACUGGCGCCAGAGGCUGGCAGGCUCUAGGAGUCAUAACUCCGUCAACUGGCGCUCCCGUCUUGGCCCUCGCAAAAGAUUGA
Messenger RNA from Gekko japonicus, 1562 nucleotides. RefSeq names its product nuclear factor I/C (CCAAT-binding transcription factor) (gene NFIC). NCBI's taxonomy places the organism in Eukaryota, Metazoa, Chordata, Lepidosauria, Squamata, Gekkonidae. Gene Ontology annotation, molecular function: DNA-binding transcription factor activity, RNA polymerase II-specific; RNA polymerase II cis-regulatory region sequence-specific DNA binding. The record is from RefSeq and is a predicted model, not a curated record. Gene Ontology annotation, biological process: regulation of transcription by RNA polymerase II. Gene Ontology annotation, cellular component: nucleus. The transcript is spliced from 10 exons. The coding region runs from base 33 to 1562 and encodes 509 amino acids.